AUGGCGCUGCGCGCGGACGGCGCCCCGCUGCUGCCGCUGCUGCUGAUCUGCUUUGCCUUUGGAAAUGCACUCCACUUAGAGACCUUACCCCGCAGAAGCCAGCAUGAGCCUUCUAAGCACACUCACCUGGUGCGGCAGAAGCGAGCCUGGAUCACGGCCCCUGUGAGUCUGCGGGAAGGAGAGGAUCUGUCCAAAAAGAAUCCCAUCGCCAAGAUACAUUCUGAUAUUGCAGAAGAAAGAAGAAUAAAAAUUACAUACAAAUACACUGGAAAAGGCAUCACGGAGCCUCCUUAUGGCGUGUUCGCCUUUGACAAGAACACGGGGGAGCUGAACGUCACCAGCAUUCUCGAUCGAGAAGAAACGCCCUAUUUCCUGCUCGUUGGUUAUGCUUUGGAUGAAAGAGGCAACAAUCUGGAGAAGCCGCUGGAACUGCGCAUUAAGGUUCUGGAUAUCAACGACAACGAGCCCGUGUUCACCCAGGACUUGUUUGUCGGGGCCGUGGAAGAGCUGAGCGCAGCACAUACCCUGGUGAUGAAAGUCAACGCGACAGACGCAGAUGAGCCCAACUCCAUCAAUUCUAAAAUCUCCUACAAAAUCGUAUCCCAGGAGCCUGCUUACCCCGCCAUGUUCUACAUGAACAAAGACACGGGAGAGAUUUAUACAGUCACUAAUACCUUGGACAGAGAGGAGCACAGCAGCUACACUCUGACGGUGGAAGCCCGAGACGGCAACAAAGGAGAAAUAACAGAUAAGCCCGUCCAGCAAGCUCAAGUUCAGAUCCGAAUUUUGGAUGUCAAUGACAAUAUACCCAUGGUGGAGAGUCAAAGGUUUGAAGGGCUGGUUGAAGAAAACCGAGUCAAUGUGGAAGUGAUGCGCAUCAAAGUGCUGGACAAAGAUGAGAGAGGCUCGGAUAACUGGCUGGCCAACUUCACGUUUGUGUCAGGAAAUGAGAAGGGUUAUUUCCGCAUAGAAACUGACAAUCAAACGAAUGAAGGAAUCGUGGUCCUCGUUAAGGCAUUAGAUUAUGAAGAAAUGAAGCAUCUUGACUUCAGCAUCGUUGUCACGAAUAAAGCCUCUUUCCACAAGUCAGUGAAGAAUAAGUACAAGCCGACAUCCAUCCCCAUCACAGUGAAGGUGAAGGACGUGAAAGAAGGCAUUCACUUCAGAAGCAGCACCAUCUCCGUCCGCACCAGCGAGAGCAUGGAGAAGACGAGCCUGAGCCAAGUGAUUGGGAAAUUCCAGGCUUUUGACGAGGACACCGGACAAGUGGCCCGCGCAAAGUAUACCAAAUUGGAAGAUAUAGACAACUGGAUCUCUGUGGAUUCUGUCACAUCGGAGAUUAAACUUGUAAAAUUUCCCGACCAUGAAUCCAGAUAUGUCAAAAAUGGCACAUACACUGUAAAGAUUUUAGCUGUCUCAGAAGAUACUCCUAGAAAAACCAUCACAGGCACUGUUGUGAUCAACGUGGAGGACAUCAACGACAACUGCCCCACCCUGGUGGACCCGGUGAUGAACGUGUGUGACGACGUGCAGUACGUGAACGUGACCGCCAGGGACCUGGACGGGCACCCCAACAGCGACCCGUUCACUUUCGCCAUCGUCGACAAACCAGCUGGCAUGGCAGAGGAGUGGAGGAUCGCGCACAAAGAGGGCACCAGCGUGCUGCUGCAGCCUCGCGAGCUGAAGCCCGGGAGAAGUGACAUCCAGCUCCUGAUCGCAGACAACCAGGGCCUGCGCUGCUCCGAAAAGCAGGUCCUCAAGCUCACGGUGUGCAAGUGCCUGGACGGCAGCGGCUGCGUGGAAUCACUGCGCGGCGCCUACGUGGGCCUGGGGCCUGCAGCCAUCGCGCUCAUCAUCCUGGCUCUGCUGCUCCUGCUGCUUGUGCCGCUCCUGCUGCUGAUGUGGCAGUGCGGGGAGGGCGCCAAGGGCUUCGCGCCCAUCCCGGGCACCGUGGAGAUGCUGCACCCCUGGAACAGCGAGGGGGCGCCGCCUGAAGACAAGGUGGUGCCUUCGCUGCUGGCAGCGGAUCACACGGAGGGCGUGGCCGUGGGCGGCGCAGCGGGAGGCCUGGCAGCCAAGGAGACCGCCGUGAAAGGAGGCAGCUCGGCUUCCUUCUCCAGAGUGCAGCAGGACAUGUCCGAGGUGGACGGGCGGUGGGAGGAGCACAGGAGCCACCUCUCCGGGGGCACCACCCAGGUCACGGGGACGGCAGGGGCAGGGGCAGGAGCCCUCCGAGGCGGCGGCGGCGGCGGCGGCGGUGAAACCAUCAGGACCAGCAGGGCCACGGGGAUCUUCAGAGACAUGGCCGGAGCUCACGCGGUGGCUGGCGCCAUGAGUGAGGAAUUCUUAGGAAGCUAUUUCGCUGAGAAAGCGGCCUGUUACACGGAGGAGGACGACGGCCAGGCGGGCAAGGACUGCCUGCUGGUGUACUCCCAGGAGGACGCCGUGUCGCUGCACGGCUCCAUCGGCUGCUGCAGCUUCAUUGAGGGCGAGCUGGACGACCUCUUCCUGGAUGACCUGGGGUUCAAGUUCAAGGCCCUGGCUGAGGUCUGCCUGGGCCGGAACAUAGACGUGGGCCUGGAGGGGGAGCAGAGGCCAGUGCCCGUGAGGGGAGCGGCUGCCCUCGCCCUCUCGGAGCUCCACUCGGAAAGCACCUUCUCCGCGGCGGGCAGCCUCCAGGGGCCCGGGCCCGGAGUGGGGGCGGAGGCAGUGGCCCAGGAGACGGCCACCCGGCGGGCCGUGUCCACGCAGGGCCGGCAGGGGGCUGCCCAGCGCCACGACGCGCUGGCUGCGGGCAAUGUCAUCGUGACGGAAACGGCCUUUGCCACGGGCCCCGGGGGGCCGCCCCCCGUGGUCCUGGGCCCCCGGCAGCCGCAGGGCCUCAUUGUGACGGAGCGGGUGUACGCGCCGGCCGCUGCCAUGAUGGACCAGCACCGCGCCGGCCAGCACUACACUGCCGAGGGCAACGUCACGGUCACCGAGCGGGUCAUCCAGCCGAGCAGGGGCCUGUCCGGUGCCCUGGAAGGCGCCCCGCACCUGCAGGAUGGACACUACGUGAUGGUGAGCGAGCGAGAGAGCUUCCUGGCCCCCAGCUCGGGCGCGCAGCCUGCCCGGGCCCAGGCCAGCGAGGCAGGUGGGCGCAGUGUGACCGUGACCGAGAGGGUGCUGACCCCCGCUGCCACCCUGCAGUCCAGCACCCCGAUGGCCGCUGAGACGGCCGUGACGGCCAGACGGACUGUGGUCUCUGGAGCGGCAAUCCCUGGCCCUCCACCCAGUUUCAGCUCCGAGGAGUCUGGCUGCACUGUGACCACCGCCUCCACCAGGGUCUCCAAGCGCAGCACCGUGCAGCACUCCUACGCCUGA
Molecule: messenger RNA, 3363 nt
Organism: Pipistrellus nathusii (Nathusius's pipistrelle)
Lineage: Eukaryota; Metazoa; Chordata; Mammalia; Chiroptera; Vespertilionidae
Source: the annotation of a GenBank genome assembly